Molecule: messenger RNA, 841 nt
Organism: Drosophila subpulchrella
Lineage: Eukaryota; Metazoa; Arthropoda; Insecta; Diptera; Drosophilidae
Product: protein lethal(2)k10201
Exons: 1
Coding region: 47-700 (217 amino acids)
Source: RefSeq, a predicted model, not a curated record
UCGACACGUAGGAACCAAAACAAAACAAUUUGGGAACAAAAACAAAAUGGAUUCGGAAGCUGUGGGACCUGUGUUUCUCUUCAGAGAACAAAUAACCAAGAUAUUAAGCGAGACGCCAGCGGGGUAUAUAAAACCCACCGAUCCACCCUCACCAAGCCUGCCGCCCUUCAAGAAACUGGGAGUUCUGGUGGAAAUUGAUGAUAUAGUGGGCGACCAUGAGAAGGCGAUGAAAAUCAGUGAUAAAGAGCAAUCCUACAGCUGCGCGGAAUGUCGCAGGAUGUUGCCCACAGCCCAUUUGCUGGAUUUGCACAUCACCGAGCAGCACGACUUCUACUUCGCCGCCAGCGUGGAUCGAGGGGAUAAGCCCAUGUUUGCCUGCUUCCUGGAGGAGUGCACCACCAAGUUUCAUACCCCUCGCCAGCGCAAGGAUCAUUGUAUAAUAGUACACAAGUUUCCGGCCAACUAUAGGUUCGAUCAGGGCAAGGAGAAGGCCAAGGAGAAGCGUAAACCCAAAAGCAAAACGAAUUCCAUGGAGGUGGACGAGGUGCCCGCGGAGCCCACAAGUUUGCCCUAUAUCAAGGCCUUCAGUUUUGGCCACCAAACGCAUAGGACUUUCUAUACCCGCAAGGUUCACAAAUCUGGCGAAACCCUCGAAGAUGUCCAAUCCAUGAAGGAUGCCAUCAAUGAUAUCUUGGAUUAGAUAUUUAUACAACUAUUUAUUUUGCGAAUGAAGCAGCUUUAUCAUUAUCCUGGUACAACUACAUUAGUCUGUUAGCGGAAACAUGGUAGAUCAUUUUGCCUUGGCACUGGGCCUGUAAAUAAAAUUGAGUUUUAUUGUUGA